AUGUACGGCCUGUAUUUGGAAGCAGUGAACGAUUACAUCAACGAGUCCUACGGAGAGGAUGUGUGGAGACUGAUUGAGAACCGAGCAGAGAUACCCCACCUAAAGUUUGUCAGACAUCAGAUGUACAAUGACAACCUGAUCCUUCGGUUGGCAAAGGCAGCAGGCGAGGUUCUGGGAAAGACCCACGAUGAGCUGAUGUACGCCUUCGGGGUCUAUAUGGUGAAGAGGAUUGGAAACUACGGAUAUGAGCGGAUCCUGAAGGUGUUGGGGCGAAAUGUGCGCGACUUCAUCAACGAGCUGGACAACCUGCACGAGUACUUUCGCUUCUCCUUCCCCAAGGUGCAGCCGCCCAGCUUCUGCGUGGAGGAGGAGUGCGAGACGAGCUCAGCUGCUGGCACGCACCACACCCAAGGGCCUUUCACCAGUUGUUCAGGGCAGCUCUCUCAAGUGGGACGGCAAUUCUACAACACAGAUAUUGAAGUGGAAAUCCUGUCUAAAGAGGAAACCGAGAAAAUGACAUAUGUGGUUUAUAAGAUGAACUUUGACAAUGCGGCCUUCAAGCACCGCAUGCCCCAGCAGAAGACAGCCCCCAGCUACGAGAAGCUGCCAAUGAAGCGAGGUAUCUUUUUUGACAUGUUCCCCUUCAGUGUCAUCUUCCGCCGCGACAUGACCAUGUACCGCAUCGGCGACGGCCUCAAGGAGGUCUUCUCCGACCUCCAGGGCAAGAAGGUCAACGAAGAGUUCACUCUGGUCCGACCCAUGCUGGAGUUCAGCUGGGAUAACAUUUACACCCAUUUGAACAAUGUAUUUGAGCUGUUGUCAAAAGCAGUGGUGGAGAGCAAGCAGAAGGUCAACAUCCCCAAACUGAGCAAGGAGGAGCUGGAGGAGAACGAAGAGAGCGAGAAAGCAAAGAGGGAAGAAGAAAGAGAGCCAAAGGCAGCGGAGGAGAUGAAGGGCACGGACCAAGAGUACAGCAGCGCUCUCACCCAGUACAACAGCUCUGCCAACUCUGGAGGGGAAGAUAUUGAACUGCUGGCAUUCCAGACUGUCACUGGGAAGUGUAGCGAGACCAUCUUCGAGGACAUGCGGGAGCCUCCGAAGAAGCCACUCCAUCUGAAGGGCCAGAUGAAGUAUGUCCCCCAGUGGGACUCCCUCAUCUUCCUGGGGACGCCCAUUAUAGAGACAGUGGAGGACAUGAUCAAAAUGGGCGUAUAUGUGAACGACCUCAACCUGCAUGACUCAAGCAGAGAGCUGAUUUUGGCCGGGACACAGCAAUCGGCUGAGCUGCAGCUGGCCCUCGAUCAGGAGCAACAAAAGUAUGCUCAGCUGCAGGAAAUCAUCAAGAAGCUGGAUGAAGAGAAGAAGAGAGGAGAUUCUUUGCUGUACGCCAUGAUCCCUAAAGCUGUGGCCGACCGCCUCAGGAAGGGGAUCACUGCACUGGAGACGUGCCAGGUCUUCCCAGAUGUGACGAUCCUGUUCAGCGACGUGGUCAAGUUUAAUGAGAUCUGCAUCCACAUCACACCCAUGCAGGUGGUGGACAUGCUCAAUGAGAUCUACAUCGUCUUUGACACGCUCAGCGAGAAGCACAACGUCUACAAGGUGGAGACAAUCCGUGACGCCUACAUGGUGGUGGCGGGCGUGCCCAACAAGACCACCUUUCACGCGCAUCACAUCUGUGACAUGGCUCUGGACAUGCUGAGCUCCAUCGACCACCUUAAAGACCCCUCCACCGGGGAUAAUAUCCAGAUCAGAGUCGGUAUUCACUCAGGAAUGGUGGUGGCUGGCGUUGUAGGUCUGAAGAUGCCUCGCUACUGUCUGUUUGGCGACACCGUGAACACCGCCUCACGGAUGGAGAGCAAUGGAGUGGGCAUGCAGAUACACAUCAGCCAGACCACCAAAGACCACCUGGAACACGAGCCCUAUAUCAUUGAGGAGAGGGGCAAAAUCUUUGUAAAGGGUAAAGGCUACAUGAAGACCUACUGGCUGAAAGGAAAGAAAGAUCUAUCGUUCAAGACCCCAGCAGAGCUGCGCUACAGCAGUGAACAGAAAGACUCUGAUGAUAAGAGCUCUAAUGGUUCCACAAGCACCAAUGCCAAGCACAUGGCCUCCAACCUCCACAUCACCAGCAGCGAGGAGCAAGCAGAAGGGAAGCCAAGCCCCAGCGACCUCCCCCUGGACACCCUGCCCCCACCAGAGGCCGCUAAUGAGCCCCCCACCCUUUCAACCGAGCUUCAGGAGAAGGAGAAAGCCAAAAAGACUAAGAACAACAAGGGGGCCAAGUUGGAUGUGCCCCAGGGAAACGCGAUGCUGGAGUCUUCGCCGCCCGCUGACGGGCUGGAGAACCCAGGUCCUUUCCUCAACAACAAGAGAAACAGCUUCAGGCAGCACUACGCCAAGCUGCCCACCAACCUGCCCAUGCGCAGCGCCGCCUGCUCCAUUCUGUGACAGGGAGGUCAUAGCGUAAGAAUACAAGACAACGCCAACAUGUGACGAGGGUAUGAAGUUCAGUCAGGGGCAAGACA
This is a messenger RNA of Xiphias gladius (swordfish), 2522 nucleotides long. Its product is annotated as soluble guanylate cyclase 88E-like. Gene Ontology annotation, cellular component: guanylate cyclase complex, soluble. Lineage: Eukaryota; Metazoa; Chordata; Actinopteri; Istiophoriformes; Xiphiidae. The transcript is spliced from 16 exons. The record is from RefSeq and is a predicted model, not a curated record. Bases 1 to 2445 code for a protein of 814 amino acids. Gene Ontology annotation, biological process: nitric oxide-cGMP-mediated signaling; cGMP biosynthetic process; response to oxygen levels. Gene Ontology annotation, molecular function: heme binding; oxygen sensor activity; guanylate cyclase activity.